Trichomycterus rosablanca is the source of this 2793-nucleotide messenger RNA. RefSeq names its product zinc finger and BTB domain containing 18 (gene zbtb18). The record is from RefSeq and is a predicted model, not a curated record. Gene Ontology annotation, cellular component: nucleus. The transcript is spliced from 3 exons. Lineage: Eukaryota; Metazoa; Chordata; Actinopteri; Siluriformes; Trichomycteridae. Gene Ontology annotation, biological process: regulation of transcription by RNA polymerase II. The coding region runs from base 370 to 1944 and encodes 524 amino acids. Gene Ontology annotation, molecular function: protein binding; DNA-binding transcription factor activity, RNA polymerase II-specific.
UCAGCGCCUGAUUCCAAUUCGUCUUCGCGUCUCUUCUCGCCUCGUCUAUUGGUUUGGGACGCCGCCAGUCAGGCCGCUUCCCAUUUUCCCUUUCCCGGAGAGUUGAGUAGCAACAGCUCGGAAACAUCUGGCCGCCGCAGCAGCAGCUUUUCAGUGUUCCUGCGCUGUACUGCGCUCAGGUCUUCUCCGCUCCGUCUUUACUGUUACUACUACCACGACUACUGCUGCUGGAAUUAUGGAAACCGACUGAAAGAAAGUCUCCUCAGUUGAACAGGGUUUCUGAGCGGAGCUGAACGGAGUGAACGCAGCUCGGUUGUCUCAAAGGGAGCUACAGCAGGCGUUACCACAACAGUGGACUUUAUCAAGUUGAUGCAAACUGCAGGUUAUGAAGACAGCAUGGAGUUCCCGGACCACAGCAGACAUUUACUGCAGUGUCUGAGUGAACAGCGGCAUCAGGGCUUUCUCUGCGAUUCCACCGUCCUGGUAGGCGAUGCCCAGUUCCGUGCCCACCGUGCUGUGCUGGCCUCCUGCAGCAUGUACUUUCAUCUCUUCUACAAGGAUCAGCUGGACAAGCGGGACGUGGUGCACCUGAACAACGACAUUGUGACGGCUCCGGCGUUCGCACUGCUCCUCGAGUUCAUGUAUGAGGGCAAACUGCAGUUCAAGUCCCUGCCCGUGGAGGAUGUUCUGGCCGCUGCUAGCUACCUGCACAUGUAUGACAUCGUCAAGGUUUGCAAAAAGAAGCUAAAGCACAAGGCCACGGCUGAGGCAGACAGCACUAGGCGAGAGGAGGAUGCCUCCAGCUGCUCGGAUCACGCAGAGAGCCUGUCGGAGGGCGGCAGUGGCAACCUGUUAGCCAGCGACGACGACGACGACAAUGAAAACAAGCGAAACGGCCAUUGCCCGCAAGAACCGGCCCGGAUGUGGGCACAUCUCACGUUGGAGCGGACGGCCAGCCCUGGAGAGGCCGAGCCGCAAGGCAAGUCACCCGCUGCCACCGCCGCCGCCAGUCCCAGCAGCUCCACAGGGUCGCUUUGUCCGACUGGUGAUUGUGCACUUGACCUGUCGGUCAAGUCAGCCAUAAGCACCACUCCAAGUGAGGCCAGGAACCCGUUUCUGUGUGGUUCGGCCACUCCGGACAGUCUGCAAAGCGCUCUGGUGCAAGUUAAGGUGGAGAAAGACACAGGCUCAGAAGAUGACGAACUGCCCAGCACAGAAUAUGAGAUGGAGCACAGUGGCCUGAAAGACGGCGGCGCGCCCAACACCAAAGGCUUGCACGUCGGUCACAACGGGCACAGCGUUCAGCGGCUAAGCCUCAACCUGGAGGCACACCUGACGGCCCUGCGUGAGGCAUCUCUGGAGCGAGACAGCAAGGACGUGGGUGACAGCGAGGUGCUGGGAGGUGAGCCUGACCGGGCACAGGAAAGCCCAUUGCUUCCAUACGUUUCAGGCAUGUUGGGCGCAGCACACGCUCAGAUCUUCAUGUGCCCUCUGUGCAACAAGGUGUUUCCGAGCCCGCACGUGCUGCAGAUCCACCUAAGCACACACUUCCGCGAGCAGGAAGGCACGCGCCCCAAGCCCACCACCGGAGACGUCAACGUUCCCACAUGCUCCAUCUGCGGCAAGACCUUCUCAUGCAUGUACACGCUGAAGCGACACGAACGGACACACUCUGGCGAGAAGCCCUACACGUGCACCACGUGCGGCAAGAGCUUCCAGUACUCGCACAACCUGAGCCGGCACGCUGUGGUGCACACGCGGGAAAAGCCGCACGCCUGCAAAUGGUGCGAGCGGCGCUUCACGCAGUCCGGAGAUCUCUACCGGCACAUUCGCAAGUUCCACUGCGAACUAGUGAACUCGCUCUCGGUGAAGAGCGAGGCGCUCAGCCUGCCCACACUCCGAGACUGGCCGCUUGAGGAUAGCUCACAAGAACUUUGGAAAUGAGAGCAAAUAAAAAAAACAAAAAAAAAACUGAUUUUUAGGGUCAAAUUGAGAAACAGAGAGCAAGAGAGGUAAGAACGAAAGGAGGCAGGGUGAAGAAAGGUCUGCAUCAGUCAUGUUUUCUGUGUGUACAUUGCUUAUCUUGUUGAAUUGCACUUUACUAGCACAUGAAAAUGUUACUACUGAUAUUUCUGGUCUGUUUAGUUGUUCACUUUUUAUAUAUCUAUAUAUAUAUAAAACAUGUCUGAAGCUGACAUAAAACGUGCAAAUCUACAUUUGACGGUGCAUAUCCAUACACUUGUGUACACUCCUCUAUCCAUGCCAUGAAAACCCAUAUGAAGAUUUCAGGUUUUUACACUAAGGAACACACUAAACGGGUACUAUGAUCUUAUAUCGGCCUGUACACAAAGCUCAUUUAUGAGUACGUGUAUAUAUUGUGCACUACUACUAAUUUAUUUUGCAUACAUCAUACCUGGUGUGUGUGUGUGGCUGUGCGAACAUAGUCUGUUAACAAGUCAGUCCUGCAAGGAUGUUCGCUCGGAAAGCUCCAAGCUUGCGUUAUUUAGGCUCUUGUACAUUUUUAAAAAACUUGUAAUAGGAAACCUGACUGAUAGAAGACAAAAGGCACUCAUGCAAUGUACAGCCUCCUUUUUCAUAUCGAUUGACAGAUUUUUUUGUAUCAUUUAAGGAUGGAGCUUAUGAGUUAAUGUAUUUCAUUUCGUUCCAGACCUUUUGCUUGUUUUCUACCGAGAUUGGUUUAGGUUGAUUUUUUUCUGUAGUGUUUUAAACAUUUUCUUUGGUUUGGUUUCGAAAUGGGAUCUGUUGUUGCAUGAUGUCCAUGUAUAUUUAAGA